GUAUUUAUAGGUCACUGGGAUGAGCCGCAGAUGUCUCGCAGAGGGGCGACCAUAACAAAUCGUUUGUGGGUUUAUACUGAGAGGUGCAAUGUGGCUCCGGUGCCCCGGCAGGGGGGUUACACUGGGUAUAUGAACCAGACCGGGGGGGCUGCCCGAUCACAUGACCCAGAGCGCCCACAUAUUGCCCUAGGGAGACAAACAGAAGCCGUAACCAAUCAAUAUGGACUUCUCCAUGCUGACUGACGAGCUGGAGCGCGAUGUUGAUGCGCAGUAUGUGAUCCAUCAGAGCCUGCAGGAAGCCUUCCUCAAGGACCCCAUCGCCCAAACGGCGCAAAGCAACAGCUCCUCGUCACUGAGCCGGGAACACGAGCAGAUUGUGGCAGCCAUACGGGCAGGAGAUGAGAAGACCCUAACGAAGCUGAGUGCCCACCGGCUGGCGUUCUGCGAGGCUGACGAUAACGGUUGGACGCCAUUGCACGAAGCUGCCGCGCAGUUGGAUAGAAACAUCCUGGAAAUAACAUUUAAAGCGGUCAGUUACGCCACCUGGGAGCAGACGACAUUUAAAGGGGAAACGCCGCUCUUCCUGGCAGUAGAAAACUGCAGACUGGAAAAUGUCAACUUCCUGCUGUCCAACAACUGUGACCCCGACAUCCUGAAUGGCGCGGAGGAGUCGCCCCUCGUUGUAGCCAUUCGCCAUGGGGCCUAUGAUAUUGCUGCGCUCCUGCUGCGCUUUGGUGCCAAUGCCAACUUCCCAUGCGCCGACAACCGCACCGCCCUGCACGAGGCAGCCAAGCUGGGCAAGAAGGACCUAGUGGGGCUGCUCCUGCGCUCGGGGGCCGAUGUUGGCUUUACCAGUAACUACGGGUUCACCCCACUGGCACUGGCGGCACAGAAUGGGCACACGGAAGUCAUGGAAAUGCUCAUCCAACGAGGCGCCAACGUUACAGCUCAGGCCUCUGAUUCAGCGUCAGUCCUGUUUGAAGCAGCGGCAGCAGGUAACCCCGACGCCGUCUCCCUGUUGCUGGAAUACGGAGCAGACGCCAAUGUACCGAAACACUCCGGCCACUUGCCGAUACACCGCGCUGCCUACAGGGGGCAUAUUUUGGCCCUAAAACUUCUGAUUCCAGUGACAGAUAUUGGGGUGAUCAGGAGAAGCGGCAUUAGUCCAGUUCACUCAGCGGCGGCCGGGGGGCACCCGCAGUGCUUGGAUCUGCUCAUCCAAUCGGGCUUCGAUGUGAAUUUCAUGCUGGCCCAACGCGUUCGCAAAGGUUACGACGAUGAGAGGAAAUCCGCUCUGUACUUUGCCGUUUCCAACAAUGACAUUGGCUCCACCCACCUGUUGCUAGAGGCCGGGGCGCUGCCCAACCAGGACCCUAUCAACUGCCUGCAGGUGGCGCUGCGGAUGGGAAACUACGAGCUGGUAAACCUGCUGCUCCGACACGGGGCCAACGUCAACUACAUCUGUCGGGUGAACCCCCUGCACUUCCCGUCGGCCCUGCAGUACGCGCUGAAGGACGAAGUCAUGUUGCGACUGUUGCUCAAUAACGGCUACGACGCCUACAGGUGCUUCGACUGCCCCGACGGGAACCGAGAGCAUUGUAUGCGCGGCAUCGAGGGAUGGACGUCCACCGUCAUCAAGGACACAAUGUUCUGCGAAGUGAUCACCCUGACUUGGCUCCGGCACCUCUCGGGGAACGUCGUCCGGGUGCUGCUGGAUUAUGUCGACCAAGUGCAGUUCUGCAGCAAACUGACCAAUGUCCUCAGCAAACAGAAACAAUGGGAGGAAAUCCAGCAAAUUGCCUCCAACCCGCGGCCCCUCAAGCACCUGUGCCGCCUGAAGAUCAGGAAGUGCCUGGGGCGCCUCCACCUGCGCUGCCCGGUCUUCAUGUCAUUCCUGCCGCUGCCCAAUCGGCUGAAGGAUUAUAUCCGCUACAGGGAGUACGAUCUGUACGGACAGGCCAGCUCUGCCCCACCCUGGUAACUGCGCCAAAUCCCAAGGGGGGGGGGAUGCCCUGGGGCACUUUAUCAAGCCCUUGGCAUGGAAAUAAUCAGCCUUGCUGGCACCCUAGGGCUACUCACCCUGCCAACCAACUGGCACCGACCCCCAGCACCCAAUUCCCUGCUCCCGUCUCCUUGGCACCCAUAUUCCUGGCAAGUCACAUGACAUUGUUAUAUAAGGACUCGCUGCCUUUACUAACCCUACUAAUUACCCCCCCCCCACCCCAGGACCUGUAGGUCCUCUCCUAUUCCCCUACCCCUGCUGCCCAGUUACUAAGGUUUAUAAUCAUAGCAACAAGAAGGCAUUUUACUUCCCUCCCUGCCCCAGUGAGCUUACAAUCUAAGGACACACACACUUCGGACUGUUUUUCAGGAGCCAAUAACUGGCCUGUAGGUUUUUGGACUUUAAUUAAAAAGAGGUUUGUAAGAUUCUAAA
Xenopus tropicalis (tropical clawed frog) is the source of this 2434-nucleotide messenger RNA. RefSeq names its product ankyrin repeat and SOCS box containing 14 (gene asb14). The record is from RefSeq and is a predicted model, not a curated record. Gene Ontology annotation, biological process: protein ubiquitination; intracellular signal transduction. The coding region runs from base 221 to 1981 and encodes 586 amino acids. The transcript is spliced from 10 exons. Lineage: Eukaryota; Metazoa; Chordata; Amphibia; Anura; Pipidae.